CUCCCGACUUACACCCUCACCUCUCAGCACCUAUCCUCACGACCGCCACGACCCCGCCCCGCUCCAUCCAUGCUCGUGCCGCACGACUCGCCGGCCGCGGCGGCCGCUGCCGCUGCGGCGCUCGCCUCGCCCGGCCACUCCAUCUACCUGGCCUCGACGCGCCUCGACGUCCAGACGCUCGUCAUCUGCGCGCAGACGAGCAUCAUCGCUGCCGCUCCGUCAUCGCUGGCGGCGCAGCCCACGGCCUCACCGGCUGCGGCACGCUCGCCCUGCCCCUCGUCCGGCGCAGCCGCCAAGCGUGCCUCGCAGCUAGAGUCGCAGCCGCAGGCCGGCGCAGGACGCACGCCGCGCCUGCGCCCUCGCAGCGUAGAGCUCGGCUCUCGAGCCCGCGAGGCGCUCCUCGACAUCGGCCGAGCAGCUCGCGAGCUGCGCCAUGGCGGCACUUCGCGCUCGCGCAACGACGAGGCCGCUGCUGCUGCAUCGGCUUCUGCUGCGUCGCACUCGCAGCUGCCAAACGUCUUCCUCGACGCACAGCCUCGUGCUCGUGAUGAGACAGACCCAGACGAGCGCACGCGCGAGCGUGCCAGUGCUGCCGCUUCACUGGAGGGCCGCCCGGCUGUGGCUGAUCAAGUGGUGCGUGUGCGCCGUGUGCUACGGAUACGGCCGCGGCAAGGCACUCCACGGGUCGGCGCCAUGCGUGCCGCAGUCUUCUCACGCCUCGAGUCGGACGACGCUUCUGGGCUGUGGGCGCAGCUCGAUGCCCCGCCUUGCGAGCUGGUCGCGGACGAGGAGCCCGCCACUGCCGCCGAGUGCUCGAUGGCAGGCCGUGCUGGACGCUUCCAGCCCUCUGAUGCGGCCAGCGAUGCUGGAAGUGAGUCAGACGAUGAGGAGGAGGAAGGCGCUCUGGACCCAGAUCGCAUGCUCUUCAAGCUCGAGCCGCCAGCCGCAGCGGCGCGUACUCGCUGGGCUGCGAAUCCGUCUGCGCUUGACGCCGGCACAGUCGAGCAGCACGACGUGAUCGUGCGAGUCAGGCUGCGGCUCUCUCCGCCGACGCCUGCCAGCAUCUACAGCUCCGCGUCGCAUCAGCGCACGCCCUCUGGUCCUCGCCCUCGGCGCACAUCGCAAGGUGCGCCGCCGUCCGCAUACCCAAACAUGGCGCAGUCGCCGCGUCUGCGGCCAUCGAGCGGCUCGCGCCAGCUAGCCUUCAUCGCCGCUCCCUCAUCAGCGCAGCUCGUGCGCGCACUCGAGAGCGAUGAGCCGCGAAACGUCGAAGGCGUGCACUGCAGCGUCGUGCAGGAGCCUGGGCGCGAGCAGGACUUCGAGUGGGGCUGGUCGCCCUCGGCACUCACGCAGAGCCGCGGCAAGUACGCGUGCGCCUUCGUCGAGCGCGAAGAGCGCACUGGAGCAUGCACGCUGCUUGCAUCCUUUGCCUUCUUCGUCGAGCUGCCGAAGAGCUCUGCCAGUCUCUCAAGCAGCGCGCAAACGGAGGCGACGAGUGCACCAGCUGCGGUGUCGACCUUCUCCUACCAGCUGUCGAACCACUCAGCGGCGUCACACUCCUUUGCGGAUCUGCGCGGCUCAAGUGACCCUCUUGCUGUCCGUGCACGCCGCAUCAGCGGCAGCUUCGGCUCGAACACGCCAGCCACGCCGGCCGAUACGCGUGCCAACUUUGCGUUCCCUUCGGUGCAGCCAGCCCAGCCGCCAGCUAGCGCCAGCGCUGAGGUUCGCCCGAUGCGGCUCGAGCUCGACCAGACGGAGAUCUCGCUCAAGGACGUCGCGGACGACUCGCCGGUCUUUCGCGCUGCGCUGCAGAACCUCGAGCGUAAGACGGCCACGCUCCGCAAGACCGCUAAGACUGUCAUUCGCGCGACGGCAGAUGUGCAGGCCCAGCUCAGCGCCUCGCGAGCAGCGCAGGCUGCACUGGAUGAGGCGAUGCAAGAGCUCUGCUUCAGUGCACCAGGCUCUGUCGCCGUGCUGAUGCGCGACUUCCUCUCCGAGGCGCGCGCUCGGGCGCGUGCGCAAGAGGAGGACGAGGCACGCAUGCUCUUCGAGUGCAUCGAGCGGCCUCUGCGCGGCGUGCUCGAGACGUGCCGAGCAACGCAGGAGCAGCACAAGACCUUUGAGCACGAGUCGCGCACGUACUACUCGCAGACGCAAAAGUGGCUCUCCAGCCGGGCGACCCCUGCUGCUGAGCCCGACACGACGUACGCGGCCAGCGCUAUUGGCUUCGACAAGAGCGCCGUCAAGCAAGAUCGCCUCGACGAGAAGCAGAAGCUGCGACAGGCGCGAUUCGACCUUGCACGGCUCGAGAUCUUCCGCGCCAGUGCAAGACUGCACGGAGGCGAGACGGAGCUGCAUCUGGCGUCGAAGGCGCUCGAGCUGUGCGCCUGGCACGCCAAGCGACCGGCCGGAGGCGACGCAGGGUCGUGGCCGAUGACCGACGCCAAGACGCUGCUGAGCAGCUUCAAGCUCGGCCUGGCUGCGGCUGCAGAGGAUUUCCAGACGCGUGACAUCGAAAUGCGCGAGCGCAUCGCGGAGCUCCAGGCCCGCAUUGCUCAGCUCGAGAGCAGUCUCGGCAAGGUCGGCGACGACGGCGACUCUGGCAAAGGGGCUGGCAGUGACGAGCUGGCUCUUAGCGCUGUCACCCGGCAGGCGGGCAACAAGAUCAAGACAAUGAUCAGCUCGCUUGGCGGCAUCGGCUCUCCGAGUUCGGCGUCGCUCUCGUCUGCGGCACUGGUCCCGAGCGCGAGCAUGAACAGCACGACCGGCAGCUCAGGUCCGGACGGCGAAACGGAGAGCGGCGUUGCAGAGACGCCCACAAAGCCAGGCACUGGCCAGCGCCUUAGGCACACUGUCUCGCUCAAGCUCAGCGGCGGCGCCUCCGGCCCCAAUGGCGUCUCCACGCCCGUCUUCGGUGCGCUGCAGCGUCUUCGCAACAGCCACCACUCGACUGGCCCGAACGAUGAGCGGCGCGGCAGCGUUCCGUCGGCCGCCGUCAGCCUCGACGGCGAGUACGUCGAGGUCAGCCCGACGCGCACGCGCAUGGCAAGCGCGCCGCUCGCCGAGAACAUGCCGGUCAACCCCUUUGAGCCGAUGCAAGCACGCUCUCCGGCCUCUCCGCGCCGCGCGCUCAGUCAGUCCAGCACGCAGGCCAGCCCGAUGGGCCGAGCGCGACCAGUCUUCCCGAACCACCGCAGCCCUAUGACCACAGACCGCCAGAGCCCUGGCAUCAAGCGGUCCGCCUCCGACUGCGCUCGGCUCGGCGAGCUGAGUCCUCGCGGUCUGCCCACUCGGAGCGCCUCCGGCCUGGGCAUCGGCGGCGUGACUCUGCUCGUCGACGAGCCGGAGGACGCGAAGACGCCCAUGCCGUUCCCGCGGAACGUCACUCGCUCUGGCAACCUGUCGCCAGUCGUGGCUCCUGGCCUGGAGCGCAAGAAGGAGGGCCUUCUCUGGGUCCUGAGCAAGCCGAUCGCUGGCGCAGGCGGAUCCGAUGCGCCCCGCGGCGUCAACCGGGCCACGCACUGGCGCGAGGCCUGGGUCGUGCUGUCCGGCUCCGGCCACCUGGGCGAGUACGCCGCCUGGCGCGAGUCCAAGAUCCUCGAGCCGUCGCAGCCACUCAUCGACCUGCGCUUUGCCACGGUGCGCGAGGGGCGCGGCGUCGAGCGGCGCUUCACCUUCGAGGUGGUCACCCGCGACAGCCGUCGCUUCUUCCAGGCGCCCGACGAGGCGGGCAUGCGCAGCUGGAUGGCGGCCAUCGGUCGCGCGAUCGAGAGCCUGCUCAACGGCACCAGCAGCGUGCGCCAUGUCGAGAAGGUCGCGCGCUCGGUGGACAUUGGCGCCAUGUCUCCCGACGACUUUGGCGCAUCAGGCCUACGCGCGUUCGGCGGUGCCACGCCGGCUUCCGGCAAGGACGGGCUAGGCCAGUCGCGCGCCUUCAGCCAGAGUCUCACGGACCUCAGCAGCGCCGCGAGUGCACGUCUCUUUAACCGCAUGUCCGACAGCCAUCGCACGAGCAAGCGCGACCAGCGCCACGGCGCUGCGGGUGGCGGGCACAGCGAGCACCUCAGCACGCUCACCGAGAGCAUGCCGGGCUCCGCUGGGCUCGUGCCUCAGACGCCCACCCGCCACGCCGGCUUUGAGCGCGGCAUCUCCAACAAGACGCCCGUGUCGGGCUACGUCGCCGACGGCGGCUUCGGCCAGCCUACCAGCGGACCGAUCACCAUGCUGCCGGCCGCGCUGCGCAGCCAAACGCACCUUGCCCGCCGACAGGGCACCGAGAUCAGCGACUCGAACUCGUCGUGGAGCGAGAUCGAGUCGGAGUACGACGUGCGCAUUGCCGAGGCGGUGCACAACUCGUACGGCGGCAGCAGCGCGAUGACGCGUGCAGGAGCGUCGAGCAAUGGCAGCUCGGCCUUCAGCCAUCGCCGCUCGGGCACGGCCGACUCUCCCAUCAUGAGCCGGCAGACGUCGGCGACUGGCAGCAACGGCCACGUCCGCCAGCGCAUCGAGCGCAUCAACUCGAGCAACAGCACCAAGGUCACGCGCGCCGCCGAGGUCGCUCGCAUCUCGCGCCUGCCGGAGAACGCCAGCUGUGCCGACUGCCGUGCGCCAGGUACGUGAUGCUGCAGAUCUGUGUGUGCCGCCGAUGCUGACAGCUGCUGCAACAGACCCGCGCUGGGCCUCAUGGGCGCUCAACGGACAGCCGUGCUGCAUCUUCAUCUGCAUCGCCUGCUCGGGUGUCCACCGCAGCCUGGGCGUGCACAUCAGCAAGGUGAAGAGCGUCGAUCUCGACGACUGGACGCCCGAGCAGCUCGACGCCGCGCGCAGCUGGGGCAACGAGCGCGCCAACGCCUACUACGAGCACUCGCGCCCGAGCGGCGGCGCUACGCCGAGCUCCACGCGCGACAAGAGCUUCUGGCAGGACAAGUAUGUGCAGAAGAUCUGGGCGCGGCCGGGCCCGCUCGAGCCUGCGCUGCCGUCUAGCCCGUCCAGCCGACCUG
Molecule: messenger RNA, 5000 nt
Organism: Tilletiopsis washingtonensis
Lineage: Eukaryota; Fungi; Basidiomycota; Exobasidiomycetes; Entylomatales
Exons: 1
Coding region: 70-4620 (1516 amino acids)
Molecular function (GO): GTPase activator activity
Source: RefSeq, a predicted model, not a curated record